UUUAUCUUUACCGGGGAUUAUUCAAUAAAGCUUCAUACAAGAUACACUUACCGUGUCGAAUAUUUUAAAUUUCCCUUGUAUUAUCUGCAAGCCAAUACGAUUUCCUCCUCUCCAUCAUACACUUGGCCACCAUUUUGUUUAAUGUCGCACUGAUAACGCACUUUUCCGCGAUGUAGUACUGGAAAAUGAACAGAAUAAUUCCGGUUAAUAAUCGGAUUUUGACAUUUUUGAUCGUUUUGUGUUUUGUUACUUUGAUUUUCGGCAGCGCAACUUUUAACAGCUCCUUGAAAAGAAACAUCAAAAUGGUGCCAAGAAAAAGGUCAGUGAUAGAACUUCUUUUCACCUCAAAUGCCAGCUUUUUCGAUCCCGAUCUAGAAACAGGCAAAAACUUAUGCAGAUGGUUGAAAGGGCUGAAAUUUCAAAGAAAAAUUUGCCAACGAAGAAGAGGUUUACCGCUUAUUUUACAACAAACUAGAUUAUUGGCUUUGAAGUCGUGUGAAAACCAAUUUCAGUAUGAACAAUGGAAUUGUUCAUCAACGCACAUGAAAAAAAUUUUCAAAAGAUCUUACCGAGAGACUGCCUUUAUGUACAGUUUAGCUUCAUCAGCUUUGGGUUACAUUCUAGCUCAGGCUUGUGUUGACGGCAAACUAGCCAAUUGCAAGUGUACCAGUCAGCUGCAAAGUGAUAAUCCUAUUGAAGAAUGGGGCGGUUGUUCAGUGAACACAAAAAUUGCUUCAAGAUUUGUAGAGAAAUUUUUGUUGCUAAAAGACAAAGGGGACAAUCCUAGCGAUAUUAUGAAAUACAAUAGUCGCGUAGGAUUAAGGAUAAUGCAAAAUAAAACUGAAAAGUACUGUAAAUGUCAUGGUGUAUCAGGUGCUUGUACUCAUAAAAUUUGCUGGAUGCGAGUAAAGCCCUUUAGAACAGUAGCCGAAAAACUGAAACAACUCUACCAUAAUGCCAUUAAAGUGGAACCAGACAAUAGCAUCCACAACAUACGAGUUCGAAAAAAAAUGAAGCAAUUAGUUUAUUUAGAUCCUACACCAAAUUUUUGCGAUUCUCGCAAAAAUUUUGGAUUGUCCACCACCGGGAGGCAAUGUAAGGAUGUCGAUAAUUGCGCUACGUUGUGUUGUAGUAACGAUUAUAAAAUAUCGACUAGAAAGGUUCUGGAGAAAUGUAAUUGCAGCUGGAAGAAUGAUACGCAUACGAAGUAUCAGGUUGAGUUGAAGUGUGAUGAUUGUGCUAGGGAGGAGAUUUUGUACCAUUGUAAAUGAUAAAUUUUCCUGAAAAUUAUUUAAUUUGCUGGUAUCGAAUAUGAAAACUGCAAAUUAAUCAAAAAUAAUAUUGUGAUAUAUUCGUAACAAAUAUAAAUGUAUUAUGCUUUUCAAUUAUUAUUCAUAAAAUAAAGCUUCUGUGAUGUA
Messenger RNA from Ceutorhynchus assimilis (cabbage seed weevil), 1418 nucleotides. The record is from the annotation of a GenBank genome assembly. Lineage: Eukaryota; Metazoa; Arthropoda; Insecta; Coleoptera; Curculionidae.